UGACUCUAAACCCUAAACCCAAACCCUAGCGCCUCUCGAGAACUCGGGAAAUCGGCAUCGAUACGGAUGGGAAUUCCCGCUUUCUACCGGUGGCUGGUCGAUCGGUACCCCCUCUCGGUGGUGCAGGUCCGCGAAGAAGCUCCCGUGGUCGUCAAUGGCGUCCAGGUUCCAAUCGACUCGAGCAGGCCGAACCCUAACGGCGUCGAGUUCGACAACCUCUAUCUUGAUAUGAACGGCAUCGUCCACCCUUGCUUCCAUCCAGAAGAUCGGCCUCCUCCCAAGUCGUAUGACGAGGUUUACAAGGCAGUGUUCGUGUACAUUGAUCACCUUUUCUCCUUGGUUCGUCCUCGGAAGCUCCUGUACAUGGCAAUCGAUGGAGUAGCUCCCAGAGCGAAGAUGAAUCAGCAACGAGCGAGGCGGUUCAGGGCUGCUAAAGAUAGAGCUGAUGCAGCAGCAGAGGCAGAGAAGCUGAGAGAUGACUUCGAGUCUCAGCCUGAGAAAUUAUGCAAUCCAGAAGAAAUCAACAAAAUGGAUUCAAAUGUCAUCACACCUGGGACUGAGUUCAUGGCUUUGUUGUCGUCUGCCCUUCGGUAUUACAUUUGCUUAAGAAUAAAUAGUGAUCCUGGAUGGCGAGGUAUUAAGGUCAUUCUAUCAGAUGCUAGUGUGCCGGGUGAGGGCGAGCACAAAAUAGCAUCAUAUAUUCGCUCACAGAGGAACCUUCCUGGAUUUGACCCAAAUGCAAGACAUUGUUUGUAUGGUUUGGAUGCUGACUUAAUCAUGCUUGCACUAGCAACACAUGAAAUACAUUUUUCUAUACUAAGAGAGGACGUUCGUGUUGCAAGGCGUACCGAAAGAACUUCAAAAUUUGAAAACAAAAACAAGUCUUCAAGUAAAGAAGGGAAAGUGUGGAAUCAUGAAGUUAACCAUGAGGUGCCAAGAAAAAAGUUCCAGUUUCUCAAUAUAUGGGUACUGAGAGACUACUUGCAACAUGACCUGAAAAUAUUUGGUGCCAAAAUGAAGAUUGACUUGGAGCGCUUGAUUGAUGAUUUUGUUUUCAUAUGUUUGUUUGUUGGAAAUGACUUUCUUCCCCAUGUUCCUUCUCUAGAAAUUUCGGAGGGAGCAAUUGAUCUGCUUAUGACCGUCUACAAAAAGGAGUUUGCUGCAAUGGGUGGUUAUUUAACCAACUCUUUUGAGGUGAACCUGGAACGGGUUGAGCAUUUCCUACAGAUAGUUGGAUCUCAUGAAAGUGCUAUCUUUCGAAAGCGCAUUCAGUUACAGAGGGAAAUGAAUAGUCAUUUGCGAGAUGCUGUGGAGGUCGAACAGAAAAUAGGAUCUAUUUGGAUGAAGAGUUUCGAGAGGUCUGCAAAUUUUCUCGGCAGAAGCAACCCAAAUAGUACAGCAUCUGUAUUGAAGGGGCAGGUACAGCAGGGAGAAGAGGAGUGGAAAGAAGAGUACUAUUCUGAGAAGUUUGAAGUCAAGUCUGAAGAUGAAUGCCAGAAACUCAAGAGACAUGCAGUUGAAAAGUAUGUUGAAGGGAUCUGCUGGGUCAUGCACUACUACUACCAAGGAGUCUGUUCCUGGCAAUGGUUUUAUCCAUAUCACUAUGCUCCAUUUGCUUCAGAUUUUCUUGACUUGAAGGACUUGGAAGUUCAGUUUAAACUUGGAAUCCCAUUCAAGCCAUUUAAUCAACUUAUGGGUGUACUUCCUGCUGCAAGUGCACAUGCACUGCCUUUGCGUUACAGGAAUUUGAUGACUGAUCCAUCUUCUUCGAUAAUUGAUUUUUAUCCAGCAGAUUUUGAGCUUGAUAUGAAUGGUAAGCGUUUCUCCUGGCAGGCAGUAUGUAAACUACCAUUCGUUGACGAAUCCCGCCUUCUUGCGGAAGUAAAAAGAGUAGAAUACACAUUAACGGAUGAUGAAAAGCAAAGGAACAGCUGGAGUAUGGAUAUGCUCUUUGUUCAUUUCUCACAUCCAUUAACAUCAAAGAUUCGCUCCUUUUAUCGGCGGAAGAAGGAUCAUCCAAAACUUCCCAAGACCAAACUCAAAAAAAGAAUAGAUCCCAAAAUCAGUUCUGGGAUGAAUGGAUUCAUUUACAUUUCUGAUAAGACCAUUUUCUCACCGGAAAUUUUUUCACCUAUUGAGGGCAUGACAUUGAUAACAAAGAAUAAGACCAUAUUUGUGUACUAUAAAAUCCCUCCCAUCCAAACACACAUCUCGAAGAUACCAUCUGGAGUCAUCUUACCUAAUAAGUCAAUCAGCAAAAAAGAUGUUCAACCGGCACCAGUACUGUGGCAUGAAAGAUCGAUGUUUAAGAGAAAAAACCUUGAGAGGCCCCUUUCCCAUGCAAUAGCUGGGCAUCGUCUGUCGCAGUUGGCUUGCAGCCUUGUGUCUAAUCAUUACCGUGAAAGGAAGCAAGCAGUUAAUGUAAGAAAACUCGACAAGAAUGCUAUCAAUGGUCAAUGCAAGAUGCAGAAGAUGCUCGAGCAAAGGACCAUCCAUGAGAGCAACGGCAACGGUAAUGUACUUGGGAAAAGGAAACACAGGGGUGGCAGUAGGAGGAAAAAGAAGGUUCAAGUCAUGAGCCAAGAGAGUGGCCAAAACACUAGCAACUUGGGAAAAAGGAAACGUGGAGGCCACGGGCGACAUAAGAGAAAGAGGAAUUAAGCACUGUUUUCAGAGUUGCUGCAUUCUUGUCCCGUUAAUUAGUGGGAAUCUGUCGCAAAGCCGAUGCUGGCACAGAUGUUGGUAUCACAAUGACAGAAAUGGCGGUCAAAUCUCUCACCUUCAGCUUUUAGAGUCUCCGAUCCUUUCCAUUUUUUUAAUUUACAGAUCAGAUGUCACAGAUCAAACCCUUGUUAUUUGUUUUAUUUAAUUUAUUUCGGGCAACAAAACUGCUGCUUCAUUGUGUAUUAAUAGUUGGGUAAUUAGAACUACAGUACGUGAUAAGGAGAGUACGGAAUGGCCUGACCUAAUUGUCAACGUGCAUUUUGGAACGUUUCUCCAUGGGGUGAAUGUGCGGCUUAUUUUGUUUU
Messenger RNA from Musa acuminata subsp. malaccensis (wild Malaysian banana), 3029 nucleotides. RefSeq names its product 5'-3' exoribonuclease 4. The record is from RefSeq and is a predicted model, not a curated record. Gene Ontology annotation, biological process: nucleobase-containing compound metabolic process. Gene Ontology annotation, molecular function: nucleic acid binding; 5'-3' RNA exonuclease activity. Gene Ontology annotation, cellular component: nucleus. NCBI's taxonomy places the organism in Eukaryota, Viridiplantae, Streptophyta, Magnoliopsida, Zingiberales, Musaceae.